AGUACUGUAAUCAACGUGUCAUAAUUAGUCAGACUAACAGGUUUUUUCUCAGGUUGCAGACCGAAAUUUUUUUUGUUCCCUUGUGUAAUUAAAGAUGAGAUCUUUUUCAGCCAUUUUGCGCGUUGUCAAAGUUGGAAUAGUUAUUGGUAAACGUACCUCAGCGAGUGCAAAUAUACCCUUUCGUGCUCUAACCACGUUUCCAACAUUAAUGUCUUCGGAAGUUGAUCAAGCUGCGUUAGCAGCAGAUGCACGGAAUAAAUAUGGUAAUCAUGUUCAAGCUGAUUCCAUUUUUUCAAAAAUUUUACGAAAAGAAAUACCAGCAAAAAUAUUCUAUGAAGAUGAUCAAUGCAUAGCUUUUCACGAUGUUAUGCCACAGGCUCCAGUGCAUUUUUUAGUUAUACCACGAGUUCCAAUUCCAACACUACAAGAUGCUAAACAAGAAGAUUGCUUUUUAUUAGGUCAUUUGUUGCUUGUUGCUCAGAAAUGUGCUCAAGAACAAGGACUUGCGGAUGAUGGAUAUCGUCUUGUUAUAAACAAUGGAAAGAACGGUGCUCAAUCUGUAUAUCAUUUGCAUAUUCACGUUCUUGGAGGGAGACAGAUGCAGUGGCCUCCUGGGUAAUAAUCCUAAUAGCAUUUUUUUUUAGUUUAAACAUAUUUUGAAUAAUUAAGUAUUAUCAUUGUUUUUAAGAACGAUAAGAGUUUUCUUGUACUUCUAAUAUUUUGUAUCGAUAUUUUUCAUGUGUCGAUUUGUACUUUAAAUAUUGUACUUAACUAUA
This is a messenger RNA of Hydra vulgaris (swiftwater hydra), 776 nucleotides long. RefSeq names its product histidine triad nucleotide-binding protein 1. NCBI's taxonomy places the organism in Eukaryota, Metazoa, Cnidaria, Hydrozoa, Anthoathecata, Hydridae. Gene Ontology annotation, biological process: purine ribonucleotide catabolic process. Gene Ontology annotation, cellular component: nucleus; cytoplasm. The record is from RefSeq and is a predicted model, not a curated record. Gene Ontology annotation, molecular function: hydrolase activity.